Ricinus communis (castor bean) is the source of this 1466-nucleotide messenger RNA. RefSeq names its product S-adenosylmethionine carrier 1, chloroplastic/mitochondrial. NCBI's taxonomy places the organism in Eukaryota, Viridiplantae, Streptophyta, Magnoliopsida, Malpighiales, Euphorbiaceae. The record is from RefSeq and is a predicted model, not a curated record. The coding region runs from base 204 to 1181 and encodes 325 amino acids. Gene Ontology annotation, molecular function: S-adenosyl-L-methionine transmembrane transporter activity. Gene Ontology annotation, biological process: transmembrane transport. The transcript has 12 exons. Gene Ontology annotation, cellular component: mitochondrial inner membrane.
UAAUACAAGGGCAACACAAGUUGAACUCAACGUUCUUCUCUGUGUUAUCCCCGUUGCUACUUUUCACCAGACCAAAAACUGCUCUCGUUCUCUUUCUCUCAUUCAAUCACUUAUUUAAUAGUAAACACACUCAUUUCUGGUUCUUGUUUUGGGUAAUUUUAACAAUUUCAAUUCAUAAUUAAGUUGCACCCUCCUCUAAUCUAAUGGGCCCUUUUACCUUAGCUAUUGAUACUAAAACCUCCUCCAAGCUCCCUUCAGAUACAGCUGUUAGGAAAGUGCAAAGCUCAUCUCAACUUGAAACAAGAAAGGCUUUUGCUUCAAUGAGUGUGAAAGACGAUAAACCUUUUGAUUUUUUGCGAACUUUAUUUGAGGGAGUUAUAGCAGGAGGUACAGCUGGUGUUGUUGUUGAAACAGCAUUAUAUCCAAUUGAUACAAUAAAGACAAGGCUGCAGGCAGCUCAUGGUGGUGGGAAAAUAGUUUUGAAGGGUCUUUACUCUGGAUUGGCUGGAAAUCUUGCUGGUGUCUUACCGGCUUCUGCAUUAUUUGUUGGAGUAUAUGAGCCUACGAAGCAGAAAUUGUUGCAGAUGUUUCCAGAAAAUCUUAGCGCUGUAGCACAUCUAACUGCUGGUGCCAUUGGAGGGGUUGCUGCUUCUCUCAUUCGUGUUCCAACGGAGGUUGUCAAGCAAAGGAUGCAGACUGGGCAAUUUACUUCAGCCCCUGAUGCUGUUCGCCUCAUCAUCUCUAAGGAAGGUUUCAAGGGGAUGUAUGCGGGAUAUGGGUCAUUUUUGUUGCGGGAUUUGCCAUUUGAUGCAAUUCAGUUUUGUAUCUACGAACAACUUCGGAUAGGUUAUAAAGCAGCAGCAAGGAGAGAAUUGAAUGAUCCAGAAAAUGCUGUCAUUGGCGCGUUCGCUGGUGCACUAACUGGAGCUAUAACUACACCACUCGAUGUGAUUAAGACAAGGCUAAUGGUUCAGGGUUCAGCUAACCAGUACACAGGAAUCUUUGAUUGUGUUCAAACUGUUGUUAGAGAAGAAGGACCCACUGCACUUCUCAAGGGCAUAGGACCCAGAGUUCUGUGGAUAGGCAUUGGCGGCUCGAUCUUCUUUGGCGUAUUAGAAAGCACAAAGCGGUAUCUUGUUCAGAAGCGUCCUACACUGAAGCAACACUUGAAAGAGGAUUAGUUGUAGGUGAAUUUAGGGGCUCAUUCUGGACAGCAUUAUUUUGAACAUGCUGAUAAGCAUCAUGCUGGCUGUUGCAACUAUCCUCCUACGAACAUGGAAAUUGGCGCUUGAUUAUUAGAUUGGGGGGUCUGAUUCAACUAAAGAGCAUCUAUUCAGGAAUCUAUCAGUCAUUUUAAAUUGGGCAUUUUCAUUAUGAUUGACAGUGUAGCUCAUUCAUACUACGUACAAAGCUUGUACUAGCCUGAUAUAUGUUUUUUCUAUAGGAAAGCAAUUUGGUUUUCAGUA